UUGUGCACUUGUACUGCCUGUGUGUGUGCCGCGGCCUCCACCACGCUUCUCUUGGCCUCCCCACCACCACCACCACCAUCGAACGUCAGGAAGGUUGAAAUCAAGAACAAUAGUGAGGCAGGUUGUUGUGCUGACGUAGUGUACAUUUGGUCAGGUCUAUACAUCAGCCGCUGGUGCAAACUCCCCAGAAAUGGUGCUGCAAACUUCCAAGGAUACUUAUAACCUAGUCCAAGAACAGAAUCUGAUUACAACAUAACCAUACAAUUGGACCUCAAGACCAAAGUACUGCAUAUGAAUCUGUUCACACAGUCAAGCUGGCAUCCAUCACGUGGCUGCAUCUUUACCACCUGCUCCUUCCUCUCCCGGUAGACUACUAACUCGUGACACGGAAGGUCAUCUGCAGCAGCAUGUCCACGGUUAAGUUUGCAGCUCCCUCACCCUACAGUCAGGGGAAGCAGACUGCUCACAUCACUGACUUUAAGCACCACGGGUACGUGGUGGGUGCUGGCCUCGACACUGUCAAGAACAGGUACACUGUGACUGUACCAGAGGACCUCAAAGUUAUCAAUGUGGCACUGUUUGCUUUAGGCCGAGCAGGUUCUAUUCACCUGACAAACCUUAUGAGAAACUCUCGUUUUUACCUUAAGUACGUUGUGGAAGCCGACCGCAGGAAGCUACUCCGUGUGCAGGCUGAGUGGAGACUGCCUAACACCGCUCUUCUUUCACCUGAUGAAGCAGAAAAAGUUUUUCAAGAUCCAAGUGUCCAUGGCAUCAUUAUUGCCACACCAACCUUCUUGCACAAGGAUCUGGUUAUUCGAGGUCUGAGUACUGGAAAAGCCAUCUUCUGUGAAAAGCCCAUUGCUGAAGACACUGAAGGAAUCAAACAUUGCUAUGAGAUGGCUCAUAAAGUAGGGAAGCCCAUCCUAUGUGGAUUUAACCGUCGAUUUGACCCCAGCUUCUGCUAUCUGAGGGAUCAAGUACAAGCGGGCACAGUUGGGCAGGUGCACAUGAUCAAAACUGUUGCCAGAGACUCUCCUCUACCCUCUGUAGAAUAUCUUAAAAUAUCAGGUGGAAUCUUUCAUGACUGUGCUGUCCAUGACGUUGAUUUAAUAUGCUGGGUGAUUGGCGAGUAUCCAACCCACGUGUUUGCCUCAGCCACGGCUUUUAUCCCAGAGGUGGCCAAGAUGAAUGAUUAUGAUACUGUUGCCUUCACCAUGAAGUUCCCUUCAGGAGCCAUCUCGAUGACAGACCUGAGCCGCUUUGCUGCCUACGGAUACGAUCAACGGCUGGAGGUGUUUGGACCCAAGGGAAUGGUGGCAUCAGGUAAUGAACGACCCUACCUCAUGACGACCUCCACUGCACAAGGAGAGAGCCAGCCACCUCUCCUCUACUCCUUCCCAUCACGUUACUAUGAUGGGUACAUUAAUGAGCUCAAUCAUUUCUGUGAUGUCAUCCAAGGACUAGAUGAUCUUCAGCUACCAGGAGAGAAUACGCUGAAAGUGUCCACCAUUACUACUGCCCUUGAGAAAUCGGCUGCUACAGGACAAAUGAUUGAAGUUAAAUAUUGAUGCUCUCUAUCCAGCUUCUGAGAAGAUUUAAGAGGAUUUCUGACUUAAUGACUAUAAUCUGUCUAUUGUGAAGUUUAACAUGCAUUUUCAGUGGGGUGAAAAGCAUCAUGCAAGCAUCAUGCCAAUGAAUGAUUUAGGGACCCAGGCCAAAUUUCUUGCCACAAGAAACAAAACUGCAUACAAUGAAGUUUAUUUCAAGUAGCAAUAAGUCAAUUUACUGAUCCUUUCAUACUGUGAAUAAUACAGAAUAAUUUAUAUAGGCUUCCCAUAUUUAACAUACAUUAAUUUUUCCCAUUACUGUCAGUAAUGCUUUAGUAUUAACGAAUAUAUCCUUACCAUCUGUAAUAAAUAUCAGACAAUAUACAGUAUUGUACUUGAAACAAAUAUUAUACACUACACAUUAAUUAGGAAAUUUUGUAACCAUUUCUUGGCAUGAUAGAAUAACCAUCUGUUCACAUGUUACAAAGACUGUUCACAGCACGAUAUCUCAGUUUUUUAUCUUUUAAAGUUACAAUUCAGUCUCUUGUCAACUAACCCAGGAAUCAUAUAGCACACUGUUUAAACUCAUCUGUCACAUAAUGGGAAACACUAUUAUGAAAAUUGGUUAAAUGCAUUCCCAGAGAAGAUAUUUUGUCUAUGAAUUUAGGUUUCUUAUGAAAAAAUGGUUACACAAUUUCUUGUAUACAUUACCCCCUCUCCCUCUGCUCAUCCCAUCAAAGUUGCAAAUAUUUGUAUGAGUAAAAUCACUAAUCCUAAAUACAAAAAUGUUCUCUUCUGCCUACACGCACAAUCCCCUCUUAUCUUGCACAAGUACAGGAUCUUUCGGGUGGUUGGUUGACCAAACACACAGUGGUAUCACUCCCAAAUGUGCAUUAGGAUAAAAAUAUGCAUUAUACUGUUUCCAGUAUUUAUUAUACUACAAUUUGAUUUACUAUGUACAAUACUGCAUCUGCUGUUUAUGUAUCUUUUAGGAAACACAAUGAACCAGGCUAUAAUCUUUCAUAAUGUGGGUUGGCAUGUAUAUUUGACAAUAAAAAGUUUCCUAAAAUACA
Molecule: messenger RNA, 2620 nt
Organism: Procambarus clarkii (red swamp crayfish)
Lineage: Eukaryota; Metazoa; Arthropoda; Malacostraca; Decapoda; Cambaridae
Source: RefSeq, a predicted model, not a curated record